Molecule: messenger RNA, 1343 nt
Organism: Papaver somniferum (opium poppy)
Lineage: Eukaryota; Viridiplantae; Streptophyta; Magnoliopsida; Ranunculales; Papaveraceae
Exons: 1
Coding region: 129-1343 (404 amino acids)
Source: RefSeq, a predicted model, not a curated record
ACCAUAGGAAGUACAACUAUGAAUAUGUUUAAGUUCUUUCAGAUUAUCAAAAGAAAUCAGGUGCUAAAGUUGCAUAUUUGUCUAAGAUUGAAGGAUAUGUAAGUCUGUUCAAGACAAGCAACGAUCUAAUGGCUUCCUUCCGCAUACCACCCAAAGAACUUCUCAGAUUUUCGCAUAGGGUUCCGUCAUAUAAAAUGAUUGGUAAAGAAGGAGAAGAUAUUCCUAAAGUCUCUUUCGAACUUGAUCCUGCUUCCGUUUCUGGUACCAUCGAACGGACUUCCAAUCCCGGAAAUCUAGAAGCCAGGGUAGAGGCAAAUGUUGCUAAAGUGACUGUUUCUUCUAAAGCUCCAGCAGAGGAGAUACUCCAUAAACAAAAGAAGAGAAACAAGCCUGAAGAGAGAAACACUAUGGACAGUGGAGGGAAUUCAAAAUGUAGUAACAGGUCUCAAAGGUUAGCAAAUGUUAAUAAGAAGACUCGGACUGUGGAAACCUCUACUUGUCUUUUGGAUAAGAAUAAGAAGACCACUGUUGUCUCGGACAAGCAGAAAAGUUGUGAUGACUCCACUUUUGUUCGAGAAAGGGUAUUUACAUGUCAUGCUGCUGCUGAUAGUAAGGAGAUGGGUCCAGAUGGUAUGAGUACUAUUCCCUCUUCACUUGCUCAUUUGGAGGCGAACACAGGAUUUUAUGACUUUGACAGUGAGCGUUCCCAUGAAAAGUUCAAAACUGGUCAAAUAUGGGCUCUGUAUUGCGACUUGGAUGUCUUGCCCAAGUACUAUGGUAAGAUAAAGAAUGUUGAAUUGUUCCCUGUUUUCAAGUUGCAUAUUCAGUGGCUUGAAUCUUGCAGUUCACCAAAAGGUGUUAUCCCAUUGGUUGACAGGAGUAUGCCCGUAUGUUGUGGAACAUUCAAGGUCACACGUGAAAAUGAAGUCUAUGAUGAUUUGGGUUGUUUUUCUCAUCAGUUAAGUUGCGUACCAGCUGGACGCAAUUUGUACAAUAUUUAUCCAAGGAAAGGGGAAGUAUGGGCAUUAUACAAUAACUUUAGCUCUGAGUGGAGAUAUUCUGAUUUGAAGUAUUGUGGGUAUUACAUAGUUGAAGUCAUAGAGGUUAUCGAUGCUUGUUGGAUACAAGUGUUGGUUUUGCAAAAUGUUACUGGUCUUAAAACCGUAUUUCAAGCUAAAAAAGAAGUGGGAGGAUUUUUUUUCAUGAGGAUACCCUGGACUGAAUUGUGCAGAUUCUCUCAUCAGGUUCCGUCUUUUAAGUUGGCAGAAGCAAAACAUGGGAAUCUAUAUGGCUGCUGGGCGCUCGAUCCUAAAUCAAUGCCUGUUUAUGUAUAUUCCAACUGA